AUGGCUGAAUCCCCGGGCUCCCCGCUCUUCGAAAGGCGGGAAGCAAUCGAUGAAAAGUUCGAAGACCACGAACUCAAACAAGGCGAGAAAAAGAAGAAGGUCCAGCGCGGUGACGACGCCCAAGCCGAGAAUGCCUCCGAUUCAGACCCCACAACUCGUGAAGAUGCCCUCAAGGUAGAAAAAGCCGGCAAGCGCGAGCUCACAGAAGACGAAUGCUACGAUAAACUGGGUUUUUGCUUUCCCACAUGGAAGAAGUGGACAAUUCUGUCUGUCAUCUUCAUCGUGCAGAUGUCCAUGAACUUUAACACCGGCGUCUACUCCAAUGCCGUCACCGGCCUGACCAAGGAAUUUCACAUCAGUGAACAGGCCGGUCGAGUAGGACAAUGUGUUUUCCUCGUCGCCUACGCCUUCGGUUGUGAGCUGUGGGCUCCCUGGUCCGAGGAGUUUGGCCGCUGGCCCAUCAUGCAGCUCUCUCUGUUCCUGGUGAACAUUUGGCAGAUUCCCUGCGCCCUUGCACCUAACUUCGGCACCAUUGUCGUGUGCCGUAUUCUCGGCGGUCUCUCCUCGGCCGGCGGCUCUGUUACCCUAGGCAUGACCGCCGAUAUGUGGGAACCGGAUGACCAGGGCUUCGCCGUGGCCUACGUCGUGCUCUCAUCCGUCGGCGGCUCAACCAUCGGUCCCUUCUUCGGCGGUAUCAUUGGCGAGUAUCUCAGCUGGCACUGGGUAUUCUGGGUCCAAUUGAUCUUCGGUGCCGUCACCCAGAUCCUCCACUUCUUUUUAGUCCCCGAAACCCGUGCCACUAUCCUCGUCGACCGCGAAGCCAAACGCCGCCGCAAGAACGGCGACGAAGUCUACGGGCCCGACGAACUAAAAACACCCCGUCUAGACGUCGGCGACGUCCUCCGUCUCUGGCGCCGUCCCUUCGAAAUGUUCCUCCGCGAACCUAUCGUCCUCUUCCUCUCCCUGCUCUCCGGUUUCUCCGACGCCUUGAUCUUCGUCUUCACCGAAUCCUUCACCUUAGUAUUCGGCCAAUGGAACAUGUCCGUUCUCGCCGUCGGCAUGACCUUCGGCUCAAUCAUAGUCGGCUACAUCCUCGCCUACCUCAUCUUCCUGCCCGACAUCUACCGCCAAAUCCGCCUCCGCCACAAAGAAGGCGCAGCCUCCCGCCUCGCUGAACGCCGCUUACUACUUCUCCUCUUCAUCGCACCCCUCGAACCAAUCGGCCUCCUGGGCUUUGCCUGGACAUCGAUGGGGCCCCCAAUCCCCUGGAUCGCACCUCUGAUCUUCGCGUGCUUAAUCGCAAUGGCCAACUACGCCAUCUACAUGGCUACAAUCGAUUACAUGGUCGCCGCGUACGGACCAUACUCUGCAUCCGCGACGGGAGGUAAUGGCUUCGCAAGAGAUUUCUUAGCGGGUAUUGCCACCAUGUAUUCGACGCCUAUGUAUGAAAAUAUGGGUGGCAAGUAUCAUCUCCAGUGGGCUAGUACGUUGCUGGGAUGUGUUGGAUUUAUGGUCCUGAUUCCGAUUUAUGUGUUUUAUUGGAAGGGGCCGGACAUUCGCGCGAAGAGUAAGUUUGCGCAGGAGCUUGAGGCGGAUAGAGUGCGGCAUGGGGAGAAUCGGAGGGCAAGCUCGGCCCGUCCUUAUGAAUCACAGCGUGAGGCUUGA
Molecule: messenger RNA, 1665 nt
Organism: Penicillium cinerascens
Lineage: Eukaryota; Fungi; Ascomycota; Eurotiomycetes; Eurotiales; Aspergillaceae
Exons: 1
Coding region: 1-1665 (554 amino acids)
Biological process (GO): transmembrane transport
Molecular function (GO): transmembrane transporter activity
Source: RefSeq, a predicted model, not a curated record